UCAGACAUUUACAUUAGACAUGAAGGAGGUAGGGAGAGUCGAUGUUCAGGGUAUCGUUUCAGUGUCAAAAUAAGUUUUGAAGUUAUAUUCGGAGUUGUCGAGAAACACGGACUACAUCGACAUGAUAUUCGUCAGAAGCUGAAAUACAUUUUUCUAAAGUGAUACAAAUUCAAUCAGAAUGUCAACUCCCACCAACUCGCUUCAACAACAGUCGAGAGUUCGACGGAGCAAUGAGGGAUCAUCCAGUGCACCCAACAGCUGCCGUUUGCACCCCAUCCGUGCUAUCGUGCCCUAUCAACUCUUACGCGGGGGCCAGAUCAGCCCGACACACUCGCAGUCCGUCUGCGUUAGAAGCAACAAUGGACCAGUGAAUAUACGCAGCUCAAGUCCUCCUAGUCCGACACCGAAUCCUGGUAUAAAUGGCACUGGGGAACCGAAGUUAACCACGAGACAGCGACUGUCCCCAGACAACCGCGGCUCAUGUUCACCUGAUCGGGGUCCACACUCACCUGUUUGCAGAGUUGAACGGUCCAAACUGCAGGUGCGCAGUUCCAUCUGGCGGGCGUCUUCACUGGAUGCUAUCACCGGGCCGUACCUUACCGGCCAGUGGCCUCGCGAUUCCCAUGAACCCUAUCCCUCCUGCAUGAAAGACAAAGCCACACAGACGCCUGGUUGUUGGAUUGAGGAGGGAGGAGAGCUGGGGAAUCCACACCAGCGCUCAGCAUCCUGGGGAAGUGCAGACCACCUUAAAGAACAGAUCGUGAAACUCAGACUGCAGCUGCAGCGCACCAAACAGUUCAGCAGGCAGGGCAAAGAGAAGGAGCAGAGCUCUCUGCAGCCACAGGGCCAGCAGCACUCCGCCACAUGCCAGUCUCAGGCCAAGGUGUUUCCAGUGGUCAACAUGCCUGUGCCAAAGUCCCACAUAUUCAAAGUGCCUAGCAGCGUGGAGGGCAUCAACCAUGAGCUGGAGAAUGUUUUUAUCAGAGAGGACUGGAAGCAGGGAAUACAGGCUAUGGAUGUGUUGGACGGACGCCGGGCACCUUUUCCAUCCCAUCCUCGCGGGGACGUGCGGGACACGGACACCCAGGCCCCCUCCAGUGGGGGCUCCAGCCCCUUUCCUCAGCGCUGCACCCCGGACCCUCUCCAUUUCUCUGAUAGCAGCCCCUGCUCUGCAGAAGAGCCUGACAAAGAUAGUGGAUGCAGUUCACCACUUCUCAAGUUUGCCACCUCCCCUAAACCUAACAACAGUUACAUGUUCAAACGGGACCCUCCGGAGGGCUGCGAGAGAGUCAAAGUUUUUGACGAGAUGGUGUCCUGCAAGUCAAAAGGCUUUCCCCUCUUCUCUUGUCCUGACAAAAACAAGGUGAACUUCAUCCCCAGGGGCUCAGCCUUCUGCCCGGUCAAACUCCUCUGCUCCUCCUUCUUCUCCUCCUCCUCCACACCAGGUGGCAGUGACAGCGCCGUGCCCAAGGUGACCAGCACCGCCCUGCCUCCUCAGCUCUCUUCAGCCCACUCAGUUCUCUCCUCCAUAACCUCUGACACAGGCAUCAAUACGGACAACAGCACCGACAGUCCUGAUACAGACCCUAGCUCUACUAAUACCACCACAAUCACAGAUAUUAUCAAAAGCCAUGAUGGCUCGCCACACUUCCUUCUCACCAGCUAGUUUUCAGGUGUGGCAAAGCAUCAUAGCAUAGCUUUUACCUUGUUUCCUGACAAAAAAAGUAUUUCCUGGUUCAAUUAUAACUCUUUCAUUUGCCUUGUAACAGCUAGAAAACAGUUUUCUCCAUCACUAAUUUAGCCUUCUAUUCUAGCAUUCACUAUUCUUAGAAAAUUUGAGAUCUGACUGUUAUAAAUGUAUUGUCAGUUCUAUCAAAAUAAAGAAAAUCCAAAAAUGUUAUAAAAGGAAAUAAAGAUGGUGUAAGGGGAACACAUAUUCAUAGAAUUGUUAUCUAUUCAGAUUAUUUAGCUGUCCAGUAAUACAAAAUACUAUUUAUAAUUUGGGUAAGCUUCUUAAGAAUAUCAUAUAUGUUUAUAUUGCAAAAAUCUAUGGGGAAGUACUUAAUUUCCAGCAAAACAUUCCACAUUUCCCCAUUUGUUUAAUCAAAUAAUUGCGUUGUGCUAGUGUAAUGGGAAAAAGUUAGCAACCUCUCACACCAGAUAAGUCUUAUUUAAGGUCUAAAAAGAUAGAUGUGGAAAUAACCAAACAGCCAGUUACAAAGCAGUGUCCCUACAUAGUUUUACCCCUAGUGCCACCUUUCUUUUUGCAUGUAGAUGUUUUCAUCCCUCUGCCUUACUCAUGAUUUGAGUUAUCCCAACACCGUAUAGAAAUUGUACAAAUCUUACCUUGAGGUAAGCACCCAUUUGGGAUACAAGAUAUAAUUGUAGGAAAGGUAGAAAGAGGUCCACAAAUAGGAAAAGCAUCUGACUGCAACAGGCUACACACAGCCUCACUUCAGGUCCCUCAGAAGAAUUUACUCAGGUCAUUUUAGGACUCACAAGGUCACACAAGGACUACAUUGACCAUCUCUUUAAUUUAUGGGAGUGCUCCAAAGCGUUUUUUUUUAUCUCUGCAGGCAAUUUCUGACACCAAAUCUAGGCCUAUGUAGGGCCAUGGAUACAUAUGUCCAGUCCUACAACAAAAAAAACUUCUCUGUAACAUUAGCUUCCCCUUGCAACUAGUUUCAACUAGUUUACCAAUUAUAUCCUUACAGUGCCACAGAUCCAAAACAGGCAGUUGUAUUACGUUCUGUUAAGUUGUGUUACUAAAACAGAGCAUGAAACAUACAGUAAAUUGCCAUUAUUAUAUAGAUCAGUUAGGAUUUUUGGUACACAACUGAUGUUGUGUUUUUGGGUCAAAUCACUUAAUUGCAGAGAUUGAAAUCGAAUCAAUUAUUGAUAAUAAGAAUGUAUUCAUUUAUUCAAUUAAUAAACCUACACUAAUACACAUUGUCUAUCACUGAACAGGAGGAUCCAGGCAACUGUGUGUAAAGUAUGUGCUUAAUGAAAUUGUAUUUUGAAGUAUGUACAAAUACAAUGUACAAACCUUUUGACAAUAUGAUUUUGACAAUAUGAUGAAUUAUGUCAUAUAGCCAUGUUCAUUCGUACAAUUUCUGGUAUACUUUAAAGUAAUUGCAAAUAUAACACACACAGAAAACAAUAUGCAAAAUUCCUCUCAGACCUAGUUGGAUCUUCCUAUUGUUAAUUUCACAGCUACAUGAUACAUUGGAAUCAUACUAACCAUUGUGAAGCAGAGUUCAGCAAAGUUUGCCAAGUUUGGAACUAAUAUUUCAUUUCACAUGUGUAUUUAAUGUUUUGUAAGUAGACUUUUUUUCAAUAAAAUUGACAAAAAUA
This is a messenger RNA of Osmerus eperlanus (European smelt), 3354 nucleotides long. Its product is annotated as glucocorticoid-induced transcript 1 protein. The transcript is spliced from 9 exons. Gene Ontology annotation, biological process: podocyte development. Bases 179 to 1666 code for a protein of 495 amino acids. Gene Ontology annotation, cellular component: cytoplasm. Lineage: Eukaryota; Metazoa; Chordata; Actinopteri; Osmeriformes; Osmeridae. The record is from RefSeq and is a predicted model, not a curated record.